GCCGAAGUUUAAAUAUUGCAGCCUGCUGUUGCUUUGUAGCUCAACAUAUCUGUUUUAGCGCUAACUUUCCAACCUCCUUUAGUCACAUAUAAGUUUCCAUUAUACCCGAACAAGACGGAGGUGACGGAGGAAAUAUCGACUAUUUUGACAUCACAUUGUCAAACAAGGUUCCCAGUUUGAUGUGAAGAACCAAACUCCAGCAUGAACGAGCUUCCUCUGGGAGAAAAAGCUGCUUCACGCAGAGUAAACCACUGGGUGGAUCCAUCGUUCGUUGAUUUGCCAGAGGGAAGCAUUUCUCUGUCUGCAAAAAGAAAGGACAGAUCGUUUUUGUGCUCCAAGGCUGAGCUCAAGAGGCCUAGGAAGAGGAGAGGAGAGGCCAGCAGCUGUCACCCGCUAAAAGAGUCAGUCCAAAGGGGCCAGGAUGAGCCAUGGGUGGACAGAUACUCACCCCGUUCACAGGCUGAGCUAGCUGUCCACAAGAAGAAGAUUGAGGAAGUCGAGAACUGGAUAAAAGGUCACACGAGCAUGUCAAAGGGUGGCAUUUUGCUACUGACGGGACCAUCAGGCUGUGGAAAGACUGCUACAGUCCAGGUUUUGUCUCUGGAGCUUGGCCUCAGAGUUCAGGAAUGGACCAACCCCACAAUCCCAGAACUAUACAACAGCAGUCAGUGUGAACUGAGGAUGAACAGUUUCUCCUGCAGUUCCCAGUUCUCCCAGUUUCAGGAGUUUCUCCUUAGAGCCAAUAAAUACAACUGCCUGAAGAUGGCAGGUGAUGGAGAAGGUACAGACAUGAAGCUCAUAUUGGUGGAGGAUUUCCCGAACCAGUUUUACAGGCAGCCUAGCACCCUGCAUGAUAUUCUCAGGUGCUUUGUGAAGACCAGCCGUUGUCCCCUGGUUUUCAUAGUGUCAGACAGCCUGACUGGAGACAGCAGCUCACGCUUUCUUUUUCCUAGAGAGAUCCAGGAGGAAUUGGACAUCAGCACCAUCAGCUUUAAUCCGGUGGCUCCAACAACAAUGUUGAAGGUCCUGACUGGCAUUUCAAACUUGGAAGCAAAAAAACAGAGCUGUGGGAGGAUGCGUGUCCCAGACCAGGCAUUGUUGGAAACACUGUGCUCAGGAAGCUCAGGAGAUAUUCGCAGUGCCAUCAACAGUCUCCAGUUUUCCUCCCUUGCAGACACAUCACUGGAACAGGGGUUGUGGAGGAUGAGAGACGACAGGCCUGUGAUGUCGCUGGGCCGAGUUCUGUCCAGAUCCAACCAAAGAAAAAAAAAGUCAAAACAACCAAAGGAACAGGAAGAGGAGCAGGCCAUUGGAGGGAAAGAUGCUUCUUUGUUCCUGUUCAGAGCGCUAGGAAAGAUACUGCACUGCAAACGGGGAAUUCAUAAAGAUGCUGAAGCACCAGACAGUGCCCCAGGAGCUGGUCUACCAUCCCAUCUGUUGCAUCAUUACAGAGAGCCAUUACUAGUAGACCCAGAGGUAGUUGUUGAGCGUUCACACAUGUCUGGAGAGUUCUUCAACCUGUACCUUCACCAAAACUACCUGGACUUCUUCUCUGAGGUGGAGAAUGUAGACAGAGCUAGCGAGUAUCUCUCUGAUGCUGACCUCUUCACUGCUGACUGGUUGAGUCGCAACACCAUGGGGGAUUAUGGAUGUUCAGUGGCUACCAGGGGGCUCCUUCACUCAAACGCCAAACAAGUUUAUGUAGGCUUCAGACCACUGCACAAACCCAACUGGCUGAUGGUCAACAAGAAGCAUCGGGAGAACUGCUUGACUGCCCAGUUCCUGUUCAGGAGCUUCUGCCUAACACCAGUCAGCCUGCAAACUGAACUGCUGCCAUACCUGGCCAAACUCACCACCCCUUUGAGUAAUCAAGCCCAGAUAACAUUUAUCCAGGAUGUCGGUCAAAUGGUUCUAAGGAGAUUCCCUGGCAGAUUAAAACUGGAGACUCUGACAGACAAAGAACCUGGCAAGCUGGAGAGAGACAGUGGGGAGGAGGAACAAGAGGAAGACCAUUGUGGAGCUGAGGAAGGUCUGCCAGACAGUCAGCCACAACCUAUUACAAACCAAGUCUUUUUGAUGGAUGAGAACCUGGUCAUAGAGGAAUAUGACAGUGACUAACACACACAACUCUUCUAUUCAGACACCAUAAUGCUACCCGUCUCACUUGCUCAAGUUUGUGCCGUGGGUGUUUUUAUUUUUUUUUAAAUUUAGUUAUUGGUUGGUGCGUGUGACGUUACAAAAUUAAUUCUAAGAUAAUUCUUACAUGUGAGGAGAAAGAUUUUUCGGAAAUCUGACUUCAGUCUUUGUGAUUUCUUCACAAUUGUAAAAUUAAUUUCCGAACUCAAAUAACCCUCCAGUAUGUUGAUGGCUGAUGUCACAGUCCUGGUAUCACCAAUGUUUUUGCCUCAUUGAGGUGUCAUUUGUAGAGUAUAAUUAUUUUUCAAACAAGAAUAUUGUCUCAAGUUCAAGUUAUUGUGCAGCUUGACAAAAACUAAUAAUACUGUGCAAACACAAGUUUAAUGCUAAUCUGUCAAAGUGACCCUAACAUCUUGGUUCUAGUAGUUAAAAACUAGUUAUACUAGGUAUUUAUAUUUGUGCACGUUCAGCACUUGGUUUUUGUAUUUCCCAUCUAUUUUUUUUUUUUUUCUGACUGACUGUUGAAUCUGGAGUGUGGAGAGCUGUCCAGGAACAAGCACAGCAUUUGAAAAAUGUAUAACGUUCUGCAAUAAAUUGUAAAUAAAUAAUAAUUGUGAAAAGCUGA
Acanthochromis polyacanthus (spiny chromis) is the source of this 2761-nucleotide messenger RNA. RefSeq names its product RAD17 checkpoint clamp loader component (gene rad17). Gene Ontology annotation, biological process: mitotic DNA replication checkpoint signaling; DNA damage checkpoint signaling; DNA repair. Bases 202 to 2118 code for a protein of 638 amino acids. The transcript is spliced from 17 exons. The record is from RefSeq and is a predicted model, not a curated record. Lineage: Eukaryota; Metazoa; Chordata; Actinopteri; Pomacentridae. Gene Ontology annotation, molecular function: chromatin binding.